AUGCGGCUGCUUCUGCUUAAAAUAUCCCGCAUACUCCUCCUCCUGCCAGAAAUCAGCGCAGCUGGAGUAGGCAAAGCCUGGCAGGUUCUCCCAUAUGCCACCGAUUACUGGAAUCAUCCAUCAUGGCCGCGUCUCGACUCUUCCGCUUUCGAAGUUCGUAGUGUAAGCGGUGUAGGCCAUCUAACCCCCCUCGAAACUACUCAAAGAAACCUAAACCUUAACCAACCACAGCCUGUUGAACCAAACGCUGUUCCCUCGACUAAACACUUUGCAUUCAGCCAAAAAUUCGAACCCAUUUACGCAAAUUCCUUCUACGACCAUGAUGAGAACCACGACGAGACAAAUGAAGCAGAAGUCGGGGACAAAAUAUUCAGAACAGGUCUCAUGAUGACAAUUCUCAAACCAGAAUACAACAAAGGCUCCAUCAAUGAAGAAAUCGCAGACGAAGAGAAAGAAGGUAUGUCAAGGAUUCGUCGUGACACAGAAAAUGAGACAAAACUGGAACAAAUAGCCACUGCAAAAAAUGUCAGAGAAGUACGUUUAAAUUCUCCAGAGACUUGGUCCACUCAACCACUGUCCAUAGAAUAUCCUCAUAGGAGUGGUUUAGAUCAGAUGAUCCAACAAACAGUGGAGGAUGAAGAUCUACCAAAUGCAAGAAGUUAUCAAGCUCCAAGAGCAGGUUUUGUAACAAGUCACCACAGAAGAAGUUAUGAACAUAGAGAAGCUAGAGACAUGCCAGUGACUAGAGGCUAUGAUGAAUAUGACUUUCCAUGGUACAGAAACGCUAUAAGGGACAGAGACUAUGAUCCUGUCGCCUACCGUCGCGGAUUCAGUUACUAUUAUCCUGACAGAUACAGAAUGGAAAGAGACUACUAUAUGCGUGUACCCAAUGAUUAUUCUUAUUAUUAUGACAGAUUUAGGGAUGAGGAUUUGGAUCUUUAUGGUAGAAGCAGAGCUACACCUAAGAGUAAGAGAAUUAUAUAUUAUGCUACACUACCAGAAGUAGUUAGAAAGCCUGUGGACUUGAGGAAUUAUCCUAGAUCCUAUGAUGGGACUAGAUCACCUGUUUCUAGGGAUGGAACUUUUAAACGUAUACCAGGGAAUGUUGAUCCUAGCAGAUACAGGUAUAGACACUUGUAUGAUGGUUAUGAUUCUUACUCUAAGAGGUCCAGUUUUUCGGAUAGACCUUAUCCAUACCCUGAAGAUGAGAGUAGACGUAAGGUAACACUGGACAGUCUCAGGAAUAAUGAUCAUUUUGAUCAGAACAAUGACAGGAAACUGGCUAAUCAGAUUUCUGUGAGGAAUCAGGGAAAUCUACCAUGGCCAGUGCAGAUUGGAACAGAAGUGAGUGUGAAAGAUGAUGAAAAGAUCCCUGGGAGAAAAAUCUUUGGAGAGAAUAAUGGCUAUGAGAGAUUUCAGAGUGCUCAGCUUCAGAAAGCACCAGAUGCUACUGGUUCCAGUGAACUGCAGAGCGAUAAUUGA
This is a messenger RNA of Habropoda laboriosa, 1482 nucleotides long. RefSeq lists its product as uncharacterized. Bases 1 to 1482 code for a protein of 493 amino acids. The record is from RefSeq and is a predicted model, not a curated record. Lineage: Eukaryota; Metazoa; Arthropoda; Insecta; Hymenoptera; Apidae. The transcript has a single exon.